Fusarium graminearum PH-1 is the source of this 732-nucleotide messenger RNA. RefSeq lists its product as uncharacterized. Gene Ontology annotation, biological process: vesicle-mediated transport. The record is from RefSeq and is a predicted model, not a curated record. The transcript has 2 exons. Lineage: Eukaryota; Fungi; Ascomycota; Sordariomycetes; Hypocreales; Nectriaceae. The coding region runs from base 202 to 714 and encodes 170 amino acids. Gene Ontology annotation, cellular component: intracellular membrane-bounded organelle.
UUAUACGUCAUCCCUUGGCCAAAACCAAGCCAUUUCAACGCCGCAAACGAGCAACGAGUAAUCUCUUGAGUUAAAAGCAAAGUUUGGUUUAAUCCAAAGCAUUCCCCAAACGUUGCUUACUCAACCGUCUUUCUCGUAUUGCUGCGACAAAUAAACACAAAUUGCGCGUCUUCAUCUUCAAUUGCAACAACUUCCGCAACAAUGGCGCCCACUGACGACCUCAUCUUUUCGCGUGCCUAUGAAUGUCGCUACGGCUACAGCUACAGCUACAGUAGAAAUGGAUGUUAUCGUAACAGCUGGUCCUACUGGGGACGCUGGUUAGUCGCGGGCAUCGUCAUCUUUUUCUUCCUUAUCUUUUUCAUGUGCUGCCUCAUCUCCCGUCGUCGUAAGAGCCGUGGCGUUAAGCCCGUCUACGGCACCGGAUGGAUGGCGGCCAAGCCUUGGGGACAAAACAACAACAACAAUCAAGCCUACAAUUACGGCAACCAAGGUGGUUAUAAUCAGGGCUACAACCAAGGAGGCUACCAGCCGAAUAACGGUGGCUACAAUGCGCCUCCCGCUUAUGGUCAGCAGCAACAGCCUCAGUACACUGGUACGACAUUCAACGCCAACGACGGCUACUAUGGCCAGAACGCUGGAGUUCAACAUCCCGAGGGCACAUAUCAGCGUGAUGGCGGAUACUCUGCCCCUCCUGGACCUCCUCCUGGCAAAUAAAUCCAGACAAGGAUAGGG